AUGGCAGCAGCGAUCAAGCGCAAACUGGUGAUCAUCGGCGAUGGUGGGUGUGGCAAGACCUGCCUGCUGCACGUAUACCGCGAGGGCGAGUUCCCGCCGAACGACCAGUACAUCCCGACUAUCUUUGAGGAGUGGGUGGCCGAGCUCAGGAUAGAUGGGCGGGCAGUGGAGCUGGCGCUCUGGGAUACAGCGGGACAGGAAGACUACGACAAUGUGCGGUACCCAUGCUACACCAACGCCAACGUGGUGGUGAUCUGCUUCAGCGUCGACUCGCCCGACUCGCUCGAGAACGUGCAGGAGAAGUGGAUCGGCGAGGUGCUCGAGUACGCACCUGGCGUCCCAGUACUGCUGGUGGGCCUGAAGGAGGACCUGAGGCGCGACGAGAACAUCAUCCGCCAGCUGGCCAAGGACGGGCAGCAGCCCACCACGCGCGAGGAGGCCCUGAAUGUGGCCAAGGCGGUCGGCGCCCAGCUGUAUCUGGAGUGCUCGGCCAAGGAGAACCGCGGCGUACGGGAGAUCUUUGAUGCAGCAGUGAGGUGCACGCUGAAGGCGCAGAAGCAGGCCUACGGCUCGGAAGACUCGGGCUGCUGCAUCAUCCUCUGA
This is a messenger RNA of Linderina pennispora, 603 nucleotides long. RefSeq lists its product as uncharacterized. The coding region runs from base 1 to 603 and encodes 200 amino acids. Gene Ontology annotation, biological process: small GTPase-mediated signal transduction. The transcript has a single exon. NCBI's taxonomy places the organism in Eukaryota, Fungi, Kickxellomycota, Kickxellomycetes, Kickxellales, Kickxellaceae. Gene Ontology annotation, molecular function: GTPase activity; GTP binding. The record is from RefSeq and is a predicted model, not a curated record.